Molecule: messenger RNA, 816 nt
Organism: Heteronotia binoei (common prickly gecko)
Lineage: Eukaryota; Metazoa; Chordata; Lepidosauria; Squamata; Gekkonidae
Exons: 2
Coding region: 1-816 (271 amino acids)
Source: RefSeq, a predicted model, not a curated record
AUGGUUGUCCUCAUUUUUGUGGACGACCUGAUUGUUCUAGUGGACUCCAACCAGCAAUUAAACUGGUUCCAGGAAACAGCUAGCAAGCUGUUUACCAUCAAACACCUUGGGCCGGUAAGCUAUUACCUGGGGGUAGAAAUAUCAAGGAAGGCAGACAGAUGCUUUGAGCUGCCCCAAAGCAACAAAGUGAAAGCACUGCUGGCUCGGUACGGUAUGGAGGAGGCUAGCAGUGUGCAAACCCCAAUGACCACAGGGUAUAGCAAAGAACCUGAGGGCAAGGUAUUCCAGAACGUGCAAUUAUACCAGUCUCUAAUCGGGUCUCUGCUGCAUUUAGCAUGCUGGUCCAGACCCGAUAUUAGCUACGCUGUGCACAUAUUGGGCCAGAAAAACGCUGAGCCCCACCACAAGGAUUGGGUGGCGGCCAAGAGGGUGCUGCGUUACCUCAGUGGGACGAUAGAGCGAAAACUAUCCCUCAGAGUGGGAGAAAAGCCUGAACUUCGCGCCUAUGCCGACGCGAGCUGGGGGGAUCGGCCCAAGGCAAAAUCGACUACAGGAAUUGGAAUAUUCCUGGGGGAUGCCCUGUUACUAUGGAAAGCCACCAAGCAAACCCUGGUGGCAUGCAGUACCUGCGAGGCAGAGUACGGGGCUAUCAACGAGUGCGUGCUCAACAUAGAAUACUCUGGUCCCAAAGAUAUUUCUGGUUGGCGGAUCGGCUGGGACGCUGGUUAUUUUGCGUGUCGUCCUGGAAGGGUGGGAGCAUCGGGAUUUGUGUGGGGAGAGGGAGACGGCCUGGUUUUCGUGUGCAGCGUCCUGUGA